AUGGCCGAGCAGCCCAGGCUGCAGAAGUGGAUCAGGCCACAGGACGUCGAAGGAAAAGAAGCCCCAGCAACAGUCGAAGGAGAAGAAGCCCUAGCAACAGAAAAGGAGGGCCCGGCCAAGCGAACAUUAUACCAGCAGUACAAUACCAGCAAGAACAGAUAUCAUCUUGUUCACCAACGGAGGAUCAGGAGAGUUGGCGUGACUUCUUCUGCGGUCGGCACACCCGGACCUCAGCAUCAGCUCACACAGCCAUACAGCGCGGCAUUGGAAGCUUCCUGGCUAGUGAAGUUCGGCGGACGAAUACCGAAGGUGAUGGGAGAUACCAAGAUCACGGAGUUGGGUUUCAUCGAAGAAGAGCUAGGAACUCGCCCGACUUCUCACUCGAGAGUAACAGUUCGGGUGCGUCAAAGGGUGAAAUGGCCACUCAAAGAGGUGGAUCGAGCGCUCGACGAGGCCAAUCGGUUUCUCAAUGGGGAGCAGCUUCGGAUUUCGGAGAAGACGAUAUGGUACGCGAAGAAACUCGCAAACAAUUCCUCCCGAGAACCUCAAGCUUCGCGAUGCUCUCGUUUAGCCAGAAGAACAGGCCAAAAACCUCUCCAUUUGGGAGCCGGUCUCGGAGUCGGUCCAGAAGUGAGAGACACUGCCCAAGGAGAAACCCUAGCCGCCGAAAGAGAAGAAGCCCCAGCAGCAAAAAAGACCACUGUGGUGGAGAUGGAUGGCAUCCAUCAGACGUACCAAAGCGAUGAACUCCUCUUCCGUUGUUCGACAAUCGAUGAGCUUACUCUGCCGCUCACAUCGACAGCACCAGGCAUUAAGUCUCGAAGCUUGGAUCAGUUUUCUCGUGGGGUUCAAGCAAGACGCUCAAACGAAGAUCACCAGGAGUUUCAUCAGAGAUCUAGUCCAGAUGCCAAUCGGGAUGACCAGGAACAAGCCCAUCGAGGAGACGGCCAGGAAGACGGCCAUGAAGACGGCCAGGAAGACAACCAGAAUACCACUGUAGAUGUCGGUGAUGCUCCCACCUCCUACAGAAGCUUAUACCGCCUGGGUCCUCACGUCUCAUUCAUGGAGUUUGGUCCCAGCUCCUACAGCUUUUCCCGAGAUAAUACCUGCUUUUCUUCAGCUCUGUACAUCUGUUUUAGACCGGUUCCGCCACCUCCCUCCUCACCAGGGUUCAUAGCCAAUAAGCAUGGCAGAAUCGUCGAGUACGCAACUAGGGAACAAGCCCAACAGGCCGUCAACACUCUCAGCAACCAAAACCUGAUGGGACAACUGGUCUACGUCCGCGAGGUAUAA
Mytilinidion resinicola is the source of this 1293-nucleotide messenger RNA. RefSeq lists its product as uncharacterized. The coding region runs from base 1 to 1293 and encodes 430 amino acids. The transcript has 5 exons. NCBI's taxonomy places the organism in Eukaryota, Fungi, Ascomycota, Dothideomycetes, Mytilinidiales, Mytilinidiaceae. The record is from RefSeq and is a predicted model, not a curated record.